Molecule: messenger RNA, 2036 nt
Organism: Micropterus dolomieu (smallmouth bass)
Lineage: Eukaryota; Metazoa; Chordata; Actinopteri; Centrarchiformes; Centrarchidae
Gene: lg11h21orf58
Exons: 7
Coding region: 2-811 (269 amino acids)
Source: RefSeq, a predicted model, not a curated record
UAUGGACACAAGAGCAGAUUCUGCCCAGUCUGCAAGGAGUUAUGAUGGACAGCUGGAUCAACUUCACCUUGCACUGAGGCGCAAGCGGGCCCUCCAGCAAAUACUCCGGGAGCAGCACAUGUUAGAAUACCUCAACAGACCCCACACCUGGGGAGGGUCACCAAGACAGUACAAGUCACAUUUCUUCACUGCCCCUCAGCCGCCUCCACCACUCCCACUUCACCAGGCGGCCCCUGUUCUGCACUUCCUGACCCCUCCACCGCCUGCCCGACCCCAGCCUCCUCGCAUCAUCCAGCAGACUCUACCCGAGCAGCCUGCCACCAUCAUACAACAGCAGCCUCUGUUUACUCAAAUCCCUAAGCCCUACCCUGCACCACGCUCAGGCAGCAUCAAAGAGGACAUGGUGGAAUUGAUGCUGAUGCAAAAUGCCCAGAUGCAUCAGAUCAUAAUGCACAAUAUGAUGCUGAAAGCCAUGCCUCCUAUAGCCCUGUCACCACCUGGAGGUCCCAGUCACUGUGCCCCUUGUGCUAAAUAUCUCGGGCAGGACAGUUUCCAGGGAAACCCUAUUUUUGUACGCCCAGAUGUCAAACCAAGAGGAAAUGCUGUCCAUCAUCAUCAUCACUAUGGUCCUACUUCUGUGGCACCACAGCUGCCCCCCAUCAGCAACCCUACAUGGCUACCAGGGGUGUCAUCUGUCCCAGCAGGACAAGCAGCGAGACAUCUACCCUCCAUACACCACGCAACAGCCCCUUUUACUCUCCCACCACUCAAUGGACACAGAUUUCACUCUGAGUCUCCCCUGUUGACUUAAUAUCAUUGAAAUUUUCCUAAAUGUAGGCUAUCAUGUAGCGUUAUGAUUAUGAAUGGUAGACAAACAAAACAAACAAGGUAACCUUACCUUACACUAAAUUAUUGUAUGCUUAUAGUAGUCGCCUCUGACCACUUGGGUCAACUUCAACGGCGCUGAAAGGGAUGAAUGAUAAAAAGAAUCGACGCCCUUAAAGGAACUUGAUCCACAGACCCUCAGAUGAAAUAUUAUAGUUCCUUCAUAAGAGCAGUUGGCGAUUUACACAAUCUAUUGAUGGGCCAUAGGGGGAGAAAGAAAAUUAACGCCCGAACAGGGACUUGAACCCUGGACCCUCAGAUUAAAAGUCUGAUGCUCUACCGACUGAGCUAUCCGGGCCCUGUUAAGAUUAAGUAUUUGGACUCAUUAAAAACAUGAUACAGCACAAAACAUUUUCUCCUGACUACUGUAACUGCUUUGCCAUCAGUCUCCACAACGUUAGCUCUGUACGCAGCUAAUGCAGGCUAACUAUCCGAAGUAGUAAGCUAGCCGUAUGCUAAUUUACGGCUAGUAGCUGUUAAGCUAACUAAAUCGCUAUGAUGACUGAACGCACAUGUAAAAUGUGACGGCACUUUAAAAUAGGGGUAUGUUCAGUAUUCGGCCUGUUCAGUGAAGUCACUAACGUUGCCCGUGUCAUUUUGUCGUGUAAGUCGCUUUUUCACGCUACACACAAAAUCAUUGCCUCGUCUUUAUUGGAUGAAUUUACAGCUGUACAAAAUGGUAUUUUACAGGAUCUAUUAAACAAACAACAGAACUUCCUCAAACAGUCGCUUUUACCGCAGUGAAUCACUGUGAGCAUCCUGGACCACAUUAUCAGUCUGUUACAAGUGUCAGUGCUUCUUUAUCCCGAUCCCAAAUGCACAACAGAAAACACAACCUGGAUUCACAACCGCCAAUCAUCAUGGCACACCCCUUUGAUAAAUAAAAUAUACACAUAUAAACAACUGACACCCUCUGCAUUAACAAACUAUUAAAGUGCAUACUUCUUUUAAAGAAUUGCAUGGCCUAAUGACAGGGGAACAAGGUACAGUCAUGCUGUAUUAAGCAGGAUGUGGAGGAUGGCCAUUGAACAAUAUUCUUACUGUGAAGAUGAGUUACAAUUCUUUAGGAGAAUGUGUGGAUGAUAGUCAUGCACUUGUGCUUAAGGGCUUUUUGUAUGGCACAAAAGUCAAUAUUACAUGCUUAAAAAAGC